Molecule: messenger RNA, 524 nt
Organism: Lingula anatina
Lineage: Eukaryota; Metazoa; Brachiopoda; Lingulata; Lingulida; Lingulidae
Source: RefSeq, a predicted model, not a curated record
CGUGCCCACAGUCGUGCAUGGGCGGGAACAGAACGCGCACGAGAACAUGCAGUAACCCAGAGCCACAACAUGGAGGAACAGAUUGUGUUGGCAAUAACACAGAGACAGCCGAGUGUGCAGUGGUCGCCUGUUGCUCCAUGUCUCUUCACACCACAGGGAGACGGAUCACAUCCGGGACUCAAUUAUUGUACGCCAUCACGUCCACCAAAGAAGAGUGCGUUAAUUUAUGCUGUGCAGACAACGACUGCAAAUACGCUAACUGGAGGAAUGACGGCGAGAACGCAUGUAAAACUUUCUCUGAUUGGUCAGGCUACACUCAAGGCCAAUCUGUGCCUUUUGAUUAUUUUUAUUAAGGCCGUCUGCCGUUGUGAAGAUGCUUUGACUGUUUUUAUUUGCAAGCUAUGUUUCUUUUCUAUUGGACUCCGUUACCUUUGGAUAAAAGAGAGCCUAAACAGGAGUAUUUAAUGAAAAUUAUUAGCCAUCGCUGGCCCGUAGCUCGGGGGCGGGAAAAGGUACACAAUGGU